GUACGAGCAAAGUCCAAAGUUAUCAAUCCGGACAGUAUUUAUCAUCUGCAAGUCAAGUAGCGUUCACUUGUUUUAACAGUCGGUAGUGUCUUUAUAAUGACAUGGUCGGACCGCACCGCGCUGCGGGUGAAUAAAAGUGCAAUGCGGAACUUAAAGUGUGAAGUGAGCAGAAAUUAAGGUGCAUAAACUCAAAUUUCCUCUCGAUUAGAGGAAGGGAAUGAGUUAGCUUAUUGUCACUGAUUAAUCACACAGCCUCAAAGAUGCCUCCCGAGACCAAAAAGGAAACGAAGACCAUACCGGGGGGUCUUCGAUUUGUCUUCGGAGGCCUUAGUGGUAUGUGUGCUACGAGUGUCGUCCAACCUAUGGAUCUAGUGAAAACCCGUAUGCAGCUCCUGGGCACAGCUGGCAAGAAUGUCACCAUGCUAUCCAUGACCAGAGAGGUGGUUAAAAACCAGGGAAUUCGCGGCCUGUAUGUCGGUCUCUCGGCCGCGUUGUUCCGACAAGCCACCUACACGACAGGCCGGCUCGGCUGCUUCACCUAUAUCACCGAUGUCUAUACAGCUAACUACGGCGUGCCAAAUUUCGGUACGAAGUUGGCUUUUGGCGUGAUUGCCGGUAGCGUUGGGGCGCUAGUGGGGAACCCUGCUGAAGUGGCGCUGGUUCGGAUGACUGCUGACGGGCGCUUACCACCGGAGCAGCGAAGAAAUUACACUAAUGUGUUCAACGCUCUUAGCAGGAUGGUCAAAGAGGAGGGCGCACUGACUCUGAUGCGUGGAACAUCGGCCACCGCCGCGCGCGCCGCUAUUCUUAACGCGGCUCAGCUCGGUACUUAUGCUCAGGCUCGUGAAGCACUGCUGCCUAAAAUGGGGGACGGCAUUCCCCUCCACUUCUGUGCUUCCAUGAUAGCAGGGUUCCUUUCAACGGCGGCUUCUUUGCCGUUCGACAAGGUCAAGACGAAAGUCCAGAACGCGGCCCAAGGCGGCUCCAGAGUGAGCAUGCUCGGCAUCAUCCUGGACGUCGUAAAGAAGGAGGGCCCCCUCGGCCUCUGGAGCGGCUUCCUGCCCACUUACUUCAAGAUCGGACCCCAUACUGUGAUUACUCUCAUCGUGUUGGAGCAGAUCAACGCUUUCUACUUAAGUUUAGCUUAAAUUAUGGUUGAUACCGGGACAUUACGUCACUACUUUGAAAAAAAAAAUCGCAUCUUCUUCUGUAAAUGAAAAGUCAAAUGUUGUAAGGUCAAUACCAUGAAGAAUAGAGAUAAAGGAGCAACCUCUU
Leguminivora glycinivorella is the source of this 1275-nucleotide messenger RNA. Its product is annotated as mitochondrial 2-oxoglutarate/malate carrier protein-like. Gene Ontology annotation, molecular function: oxaloacetate transmembrane transporter activity; antiporter activity; succinate transmembrane transporter activity. The record is from RefSeq and is a predicted model, not a curated record. Bases 261 to 1148 code for a protein of 295 amino acids. Gene Ontology annotation, biological process: malate transmembrane transport; phosphate ion transmembrane transport; thiosulfate transport. NCBI's taxonomy places the organism in Eukaryota, Metazoa, Arthropoda, Insecta, Lepidoptera, Tortricidae. The transcript has 8 exons.